This is a messenger RNA of Peronospora farinosa, 684 nucleotides long. The record is from the annotation of a GenBank genome assembly. NCBI's taxonomy places the organism in Eukaryota, Oomycota, Peronosporomycetes, Peronosporales, Peronosporaceae.
AUGCACAACUCUUCAGAUCGCGAGCAGCUUGACACAGGAUUGCAGCCAGACAGUGCCGACCGAGGCAGUGAACUCUACCGCCAGCGCCGCCUGAAGCGCAGCCACCAUCUCAUGAGCAUCCAGGACGACGGCUUCUCCUCCCCUUGUAGUGAGCAGCAGCAGCAGCUACUCUGCAAAUACAAGUCCGGCAAGUGCUCCAACCCCCGCGCGACCAAACGCAACGGGCAACUGCAUACCCUAUGCCACUUCCACCGGGAUCGUCAGAACGAGCAUCAGCGUAAAAGCGACCGCAAGCAUCGCAUGGUCAGUGUCGCUCGGCGCGUCAAGCUCGGUAGUAUUGGUGUCGGCAGCGAUAGUACUCGUCGGCAUAGCCUCCACUCCAUCACGUCACUGGAGGCAGCCUUUCCCAGUGGAUCCUCAGUCUCGCCGCUAAGUCGAUUCGGUUACAACCAGGAUGCGUCGGAUGCUUUCAGGAACGCGCAGCAUGCUGCAGGAGGCGUGCCCAACGGUCUAGGAGGAGGUCUAGCGCCGCCACCUGCAGGAACGAUGCGCUUGCCGCCCAUUAGCUUUCUUAUGCCCGGCAAGCUCGACGGUUAUCGCGCUACUAGUACACCCAUACCUAACUUGCCACCUAGAGGCUUCCCCACCGAUAGUGUCAACGGCAACGCGGGCAAAACAGCAUGA